This is a messenger RNA of Clonostachys solani, 1530 nucleotides long. Lineage: Eukaryota; Fungi; Ascomycota; Sordariomycetes; Hypocreales; Bionectriaceae. The record is from the annotation of a GenBank genome assembly.
AUGGCCGCAGAAAUCGACGAACGGGACCUCAACCUCGCGGCUCGCUCCCCGUACAAUGGGACUGGCAAUUCCGGGGCGAAUCCCCUGGAGUUCAAUGUCAACGUUUGGUACCAGCCGGGCGAUAUAGGAUGGGUUAUUACUGCCACUGCUCUGGUGCUGCUGAUGAUUCCAGGAGUUGGCUUCUUUUACUCUGGUCUCGCGCGACGCAAAUCCGCCCUCUCUCUGAUAUGGCUCUCGAUCAUGUCCGUGGGCGUCACCUGCUUCCAGUGGUUCUUCUGGGGCUACUCCCUGACUUUCUCACACAAUGCCGGCCCUUUCAUCGGUGACCUUGAAAACUUUGGGUUCCGGAACGUCCUGGCACGCCCGUCGGUUGCAUCCGACCGUAUUCCCGAUCUGCUCUUCGCCGUUUACCAGGGCAUGUUCUCCGCCAUCACCGUGGCGCUCGCCACCGGCGCUGUAGCUGAGCGUGGACGCAUGCUGCCCUGUGCCAUCUUCAUGUUUGUCUGGGCGACGAUCAUCUACGACCCUAUUGCGUGCUGGACUUGGAACCCUAGCGGCUGGUCGAGCAAGAUGGGUGGUCUGGACUUUGCCGGAGGAACGCCAGUGCACAUUGCGUCUGGCUCCGCGGCCCUGGCUUAUUCGAUGAUGCUCGGCAAGAGACGUGGGCAUGGAACGCACGAACUCAACUAUAGGCCCCACAAUGUUGCUCACAUCGUCGUCGGGACUGUCUUCCUCUGGGUUGGCUGGUUCGGGUUUAAUGCGGGCUCUGCCUUGGGUGCUAACCUGCGUGCUGUUAUGGCUGCCGUGGUGACUAACCUGGCCGCUUGCGUGGGUGGUAUGACUUGGUGUCUCCUUGAUUACCGGCUGGAGAAGAAGUGGUCUACAGUUGGCUUCUGCUCUGGUGUUGUGGCUGGCCUUGUGUCCAUCACACCAGGUUCUGGAUAUGUUCCCCCAUGGGCCGCUGUGAUAUUCGGAGUUCUCGGGGCCUCGUUCUCUAACUACGCCACAAAACUCAAGUUCCUUCUACGCAUCGACGACGCACUUGACAUCUUCGCUGUGCACGGAGUCGGAGGCUUGGUGGGAAAUAUCCUGACGGCUUUUUUUGCAGCCGACUAUAUUGCAGCCCUUGAUGGAGUCACAAGCAUUGAUGGAGGAUGGCUCAACCAUCAUUGGAUCCAGCUUGGGUAUCAAGUUGCCGACUCGAUCACAGGUGGCCUAUACUCGUUCUGUGGCACUUGUUUGAUCUUGACCAUCCUCAACAGAAUUCCUGGGCUUCAAAUCCGCGCCUCGGAAGAUGCGGAGAUUCUGGGUAUCGACGACGCCGAGAUUGGCGAGUUCGCCUACGACUAUGUGGAGCUCACCCGAGAAGUUCUCAACGAUGUCGAUCACGAAGCCGGAAGCCGUUAUUCGGCUGACCCGAACGCGUACCACAUGAUUGAGAAGCACGGUAUCCCAAUGGUGGAUGCGCGUAUGUUUGGAGGAGGCGCAGGACCAUCACCAGGACCGUCAAUGCCCAUGGGGCAUGGGUAA